Messenger RNA from Symsagittifera roscoffensis, 1882 nucleotides. RefSeq names its product 3-phosphoinositide-dependent protein kinase 1-like. The record is from RefSeq and is a predicted model, not a curated record. The transcript is spliced from 4 exons. Lineage: Eukaryota; Metazoa; Xenacoelomorpha; Acoela; Convolutidae. Bases 74 to 1789 code for a protein of 571 amino acids. Gene Ontology annotation, biological process: peptidyl-serine phosphorylation; intracellular signal transduction. Gene Ontology annotation, molecular function: protein serine/threonine kinase activity; ATP binding.
GUUGUGAUAAACUUAUUAAAUAGAUUAAUAGUUAGCUAAUGGUUAUCUCCAAAUUCAUAAUUGGCUGAAAAGAAUGAGUGCACCUCCUCAUUUCAAUUCGCCCCCUCUAAUCAUAACCGACGACCCUGCUAGUCCCCCCGAAGAGACGAUGUCCCCCUCGGAAAUAGCCGCACCACAGGCAUCCCCUUCGACCUCAGGGGGUGGAAACAGUAACCCCACCUCAAAUGGCAGUAGUGUAAAUCUGUUGAGUGUGAGUAGCUACCAGUACGGGAAGAUUCUUGGCGAGGGAGCUUUCUCCACAGUCUUGCUUGUGAAAGAGCGAACUUCGGGUCGACGUUUUGCCAUGAAAAUGUGCAACAAAGACGAGGCUGUUAAAAAGAAAAUUGUCGAGAGGCUAAAACGCGAAAAGCUUAUUUUGUCCAAACUUAGACAUCCCCUGAUUCCCGAUUUGAUUGCCUGCUUCACAACACGAGAAGACGUCGUGUUCGUCUUAUCUCUGGCCAUCCGAGGAGACAUGGCACCUUUUCUCAGACGUCUCGGCUCAUUCGACAUGGACUGUACUAAAUUUUACAUCUCAGAAGUCGUGUUAGCUUUAGAGUACCUCCACAGUCAGAGAGUGUUACACCGUGAUCUGAAGCCUGUUAAUAUUCUCCUUAAACACGAUUAUCAUAUCCUGCUAACAGACUACGGAACUGCGAAGGACUUGAGUGAAGCGAGUCAAGGUUCAAAUGAAGUCGGAAGUGGCGACGAGCACAGUCGGGACGACGACGGCAAUCGCGGGCGCAAGUCUUCAUUUGUCGGAUCGCCACAAUUCGUAUCUCCCGAGGUGCUACAAAACAAAGCAGUAACUGAAGCAUGCGACUACUUUGCCCUAGGCUCAAUAAUAUUUCAAUUUCUAGCGGGAGAGGCGCCAUUUUCGGACGAGACCGAGUAUCUCAUGUUUUACAAGGUGCUAAAUCUAGAUUACUCAUUUCCAGAGGGUUUCCCUGCAGUUGCGAAAGACCUGGUUGAGAAGUUUUUGGUGCUAAAUCAUGAGGAGCGCUUGGGACACCCCAAAAUGGGAGGAUGCGAAGCUGUGAAGAAGCAUCCGUUCUUCGAUGGUAUCGAUUUUGAAAACAUUCUGACUUUGAGGCCGCCUAAGCUGCGUCCUUUCUUGCCUGCCUCCAGUUCUAGUGAAGAGCUGUAUUCGGACAUGACCCAAAUCAGCGAACAGGAAGAGGAGGAUGAACAGAAGAUAUGGUACGACAGACCCAUUGAUGUCUUCCACGGCUUCGACGACUCAGACGAAAUUGCUCAUCAGAAUAGCAGAAAGAAAUCGAACAACAAUCAAAGUGGUGCUUCAAACUCAUCGCAACAGCAAUCUAGCUUACAUCUGCAAAAGUCGGGAGUGGGGAACAUUUCAACUGAACAGUACAAGGCGCUCCUGCUGAGUCAACGUGAGGGAACCCCUUGGGAUGUGUUCGCGAAGGACAGACUAAUUAUCAAAAUGGGACUACUGGACAAACGGGUUGGCUACUUUUCGCGUCGAAGGAUGUUUCUGUUUUUACAGGGACCUCUCUUUUUGUACAUUGACCCUAAGAAUAAAGAAUCGAAAGGGGAGAUCAAAUGGUGCGACAGUUUGACUCCUGAGUUGAAGAACGACAAGAUUUUUUUCAUCCACGUGCCUGGUCGCGUAUACUACCUCAUUUGCCCGGAUGCCAACGCGAGAGAGUGGGUGGAAACCAUCAAUCGCGUGAAGGCCGAAGUGUUGGAAGCCACAAAUCAACUCAAACAGAUUAAUACAAGUUGAUUCUAAUUUUGUAUGGCACUUUAAAUCAGAGAGAGACCGAAAGCCAAUUUUUGUGUCCAGAAUUUUAAAAACUAAUUUAGUACUUUUGAUUCA